AGUCGCCAUUCGAUAGUCAUGUCACAGCGGCACUUCGUCACAUAAGUCAGAUUCAAACUUGAUGUGUGGGUGACUUACAUGCAUGUGGCCGUCACCAGACGGGGCAGCAAUCACCUUACGACAUGCUCUAGACACUGGCGUGGCCCAUUACCUUUCAGCCGACAUAUAAACUCGCCGAGUUGUCUAAUGGAGUUCAGCAGAUUGCGGUUGAUGUCUACAAUCUUUCAUGACGAAUCAUAGAAGUUCAAAUUGGAGGAACUUUUUCUGACGACUUAGUCAGACAUGCUUCGACUGGCAACAUGGCAGAUUCAAUUGGUGAAUACUCGGUCGAUCCGAUCAGAGCGUCGACUCUGUUAGAUCUCGAAGGUUGGGACGCGUCUGAGGGCUCAACGACUUCAACAUCACCCGAGGCAAGGAGGACUGGUCUAUGGAUUAGAGGGUUGGACACGCGUUUCCGAGCUCUUUGGCGUGGCGGAAGAGUCAUUGGGAUUGGAAUGGCUGAUGAUGUGGGAACUGCUGCCGGUCAAGGAAGGGCGUCUUUAUCCCUCCAUUUACUUGCCACAACGCUGCUGGCCGACUCAAAUCGUCUCCAAGCUCUCAAGGCACAGAGCCUUACAGCCACUCCAGAAGCCACGGAGCCAGAUUCAGCGACCGUCUACAUUGUGGCGCCUCACACCUAUCAGACAAUUCCCAUGCUUCAUGCUUUGCUGGCAAAAACACUCUCGGACUCACCCAUGGCCAUCGAGCUUCUGAAGGGAGUUCAGCUCUUGCAGUACUUUGACUUCGCUGGGCUCGCCGAGGCUGUUGCUGAGAUCAGUGACGCCGUGUAUCGGAGGACGCCAAAACACAGCAAGACUCGUUCGGCUCACGUACCAACCAAUGAUAUCGUGCUUGUUCUGGGGCUGGGCGAGACAAUGACAGCCACGCAGAGGCGAAGUGGACAUCUACAUGCCAAUGCCCUCCUUGCUGGGCUGACCAGAAACAUCGGGCAAUUGUCAAGGAUAUCCAGUGAUGUCUUGGUACUGGUCGAUGCUCCUAUUGAAGUUGGCGUGGUGCUUGCAAAUGAUGCAGGCCAACAAACUCCUCCGGCAAAGCGGUUUGCCUCAGGACUUGAGCUUUACUCUGCGUUCACAGGGCCUAGAGGUGAGAGCUUGAGACUUGUCUGUGGCAACGAGACACUGUCACGGACGUUGGAUGACGUCUUUGACAGCAUGGUUGUGGUUCAUAAUGGAUUUUCAAGGGUGAAAAAGCCGAACAACGAGCAAGGUAAAAGCCACGAACAGAUUAUUGAGGUCUAUCGCAUCGCCAUCAUGGAUUUACUCAGCAUACUUUUCCUUCUUAGUUGCCUAGUGGCACAUAUCAAAGCACGCUCUCACCUUCACGAGGUGAACACAAGUUAUGAGUAUUUCAAGGUGGUUGGGAGUUCUGGCGUUCCAGCCAUGCAUGCCGCAGUCCUACCACCUACGGGCAAAGUGGUCUUCCUAGACAAGGUCGAGGACUAUUCCGAACUUCGUCUACCAAAUCAGCGAUGGGCAUACUCCUCCAUCUACGAUCCGGAAACCCACAAGCUGAUCCCUUUAUCAGUCGCGACAAACCCAUUCUGCUGCGGUGGUUCGUUCUUGCCCGAUGGCAGACUGCUAGCGGUGGGAGGCAAUAACCCCCUACUUUGGCUGGACCCAACUGUGGAAGACGGCUUGGACGGUAUACGGUAUAUCUCGUCAGAGAACGGCAGCUACGAAUGGAAAGAGCCUGGAAAUAAGCUGGCAUCGAAGAGAUGGUAUGCUUCAGCACAGACGAUGUCUGAUGGAAAUGUGUUUGUUGCGGCCGGCAUUGUGAACGGAAUGACCCAGAACAAUUCCAGCAACAACAAUCCCACCUACGAGGUACUUGAUGGGAACGGCACCACUCAAGGGCAAAACAUACCAAUGGAUAUCCUGGUCGAAAACAUGCCGUAUUUCACGUACCCCUUCCUUCAUCUUCUGCCGGAUGGCUCGCUGUUUAUCUUUACCGAUCGGUCAUCAGAGAUCUUCAAUGUGACGGCAAACAGCACAAUCAAGUCCAUGCCUAACAUGCCGGGAAUGCACAGAACCUACCCCAACACCGGAGGAAGCGUAAUGCUACCACUGCACAAAGGCAAUAACUACGAACCGGAAGUCAUGAUUUGCGGUGGAGGUCAGACUCAAGCCAUUGACAGCCAGUGUGAUCCAACUUGUGGCAGGCUCCGACCAAUGAGUAGCAACCCAGAAUGGCAGAUGAGCUCAAUGCCAGAGCCUCGAGGGAUGGUGGAAGGCGUUUUGCUCCUCGAUGGCACGGUCUUGUGGCUGAAUGGUUGUCAAAGAGGCGCGCAAGGAUUUGGCCUGGCCACAUCUCCAGCUUUGCAGGCAUUGAUCUAUGAUCCAAGGCACAAUGCUUGGAAUGUUUCAGGAUGCACCACCAUCGCAAGACUCUAUCAUUCAGUCGCCUUGCUCCUCCUGGAUGGAACAGUCCUCGUUGCUGGUAGCAAUCCGAACGAAAUGCCAGUCAUGCAAAGCCAGGUCGAACCCAACAACCAAUACAAAGCAUUUCCCACCGAAUUCAGAAUCGAAAUAUAUACACCACCGUACCUGAGGGGAGACAACGCGACGAAGAGACCCACGAACAUCACCCUGUCAAGCCUUGAACUCAAUACGACUUCACAGUUGUCUGUCGACUUUGACUUGGAGAACGUAUUGACAAGCCUGGACGUUAUCUUGUACGCUGGAGGGUUUGUCACCCAUGCAGUACAUAUGGGUCAAGUGCUGGUUUACUUGGAUAACUAUGGCUAG
Messenger RNA from Exophiala viscosa, 2804 nucleotides. Its product is annotated as glyoxal oxidase N-terminus-domain-containing protein. NCBI's taxonomy places the organism in Eukaryota, Fungi, Ascomycota, Eurotiomycetes, Chaetothyriales, Herpotrichiellaceae. Bases 300 to 2804 code for a protein of 834 amino acids. The record is from RefSeq and is a predicted model, not a curated record. The transcript has 3 exons.